AUGAUAUAUUUGAAAACAUUACUAAAUGUAAUAGACAAUUCAGGAGCACAAGUAGUAGAAUGUAUAAAAGUAUUACGUCAUAACCCCAAAUCAUGUGCUCAUAUAGGUGAUCAAAUAACAUGUGUUGUAAAACAAGCAAGACCAACAAUAAUGGAUUCUGCAAAUUCUCAAAAUUCAAAUAGAGUUAAAAGAAGAGAUAUAUGUCGUGCUGUAAUAGUUAGACAAAGAGCUCCUCUCAAAAGAAAAGAUGGAUCAGUUGUUAGAUUUGAUGAUAAUGCUUGUGUAUUAGUUAAUAAAAAUGGUGAACCUUUAGGUACAAGAAUAAGUUCUGUUGUUGCUAAAGAAUUAAAAGAUUUGAAUUAUAGUAAGAUUGUAUCUUUAGCUCCAAAGACUUUUUAA
Lodderomyces pseudojiufengensis is the source of this 399-nucleotide messenger RNA. RefSeq names its product mitochondrial 54S ribosomal protein uL14m. The record is from RefSeq and is a predicted model, not a curated record. Bases 1 to 399 code for a protein of 132 amino acids. Gene Ontology annotation, molecular function: structural constituent of ribosome; large ribosomal subunit rRNA binding. Lineage: Eukaryota; Fungi; Ascomycota; Pichiomycetes; Serinales; Debaryomycetaceae. Gene Ontology annotation, cellular component: mitochondrial large ribosomal subunit; ribosome. Gene Ontology annotation, biological process: translation. The transcript has a single exon.